Messenger RNA from Naegleria gruberi, 540 nucleotides. RefSeq names its product ARF/SAR family small GTPase. Lineage: Eukaryota; Heterolobosea; Eutetramitea; Acrasida; Naegleriidae. Gene Ontology annotation, molecular function: GTP binding; GTPase activity. Bases 1 to 540 code for a protein of 179 amino acids. The record is from RefSeq and is a predicted model, not a curated record. The transcript has 3 exons.
AUGGGUGCUCUAUUUUCAAAGUUGUGGGAAUUGUUUAAUGGAAAACAAAUUGAAAUUUUAAUGGUUGGUUUGGCUAAUAGUGGUAAAACAACCUUGUUGAACGUCAUUAGUGAUAACGAACCUGGAGAUACUUUGCCAACUGUUGGUGUGAAUAUGAGACAUGUCAAGAAGGGUAGUGUUACAAUGAAAGUGUUGGAUCUUGGAGGUCAAGAGCGUUUCAGAAAUUUGUGGUUGGAACAUACAAAGUCAUGUGAUGUGGUGGUAUUUGUUGUGGAUGGUGCUGAUAUUGAUAAAGUACCUGAUGCUAGAAGAGAAUUACACAAAUUGUUGGAAAAUAAGGGUUUGGAAGGUAAACCAUUGUUGGUUGUUUUGAAUAAGAUUGAUAUUGAACGAAGAUUCACAAAGGAUGAUAUUGUUAAACAUUUGAAUUUGGAUUAUAUUGAUAACAAUAAGAAUCCUUGGGCUGUCAUUCCAAUUUCUGCCCUUCACAAGACCAAUAUCACAGAUGUUGUUGAUUGGUUGUUGAAACAAUCUAAAUAA